Oryzias latipes (Japanese medaka) is the source of this 2423-nucleotide messenger RNA. It is a transcript of the gene tead4, whose product is annotated as TEA domain transcription factor 4. Gene Ontology annotation, cellular component: transcription regulator complex. Gene Ontology annotation, molecular function: DNA-binding transcription factor activity, RNA polymerase II-specific; RNA polymerase II cis-regulatory region sequence-specific DNA binding. The record is from RefSeq and is a predicted model, not a curated record. Gene Ontology annotation, biological process: regulation of transcription by RNA polymerase II; hippo signaling; embryonic organ development. Lineage: Eukaryota; Metazoa; Chordata; Actinopteri; Beloniformes; Adrianichthyidae.
AACCAGACCCUCUUUGUCUUCAUCACACCUGUGGAGUUUAGACCAGCCGCUGCCCUUCUGCAGAUUUCUCCCCUCCACCACCUCCUGCCACACCCUGCAAACCUUGCCUUUCCAGCCCUCGCUCAGAGGUUCCCUCUCCAUCGUCCCACCACGUCUGCGGAGUGGGUGCCGGCUCCCUCCCCCAGGGGUGGGAGUGAGGAGCUGGGGGAUGGACUUGACAAACCCCUGGAGAACGAUGCAGAGGGUGUGUGGAGCCCUGACAUUGAGCAGAGUUUUCAGGAGGCUCUGGCCAUCUAUCCACCCUGCGGCCGCCGCAAGAUCAUCCUCUCUGAUGAGGGCAAGAUGUACGGACGGAAUGAGCUGAUUGCACGGUACAUCAAACUUCGUACGGGGAAGACACGAACCAGGAAGCAGGUAUCUAGUCAUAUCCAGGUCCUUGCCCGGCGUAAGGCCCGGGAGAUCCAGGUGAAGCUGAAGGACCAAGCUGCCAAGGACAAGGCUCUCCAGAGUAUGGCCACCAUGUCCUCAGCCCAGAUCAUCUCCCCCACAGCCUUCCAGAACAAGAUGACUCUCCAGGGCCUCUCUAGACCGGUUUACCCCACUGCUGGUGGGUUCUGGCAUGGGGCUCUUCCCGGACAGCCAGGAAGCCAUGAAGACAUUAAGCCCUUCUCCCACCAGAGUUAUGCUAUGCAAGCGACUGGCCCGGCCCCAAUAGCAGGCUAUGAAAGUACAGCAGGGCUGUCCAUGUCUCCUGGUGCCCCCCCUUGGCAAGGUAGAAGUAUUGCCAGCUCCAAGCUGCGAAUGCUGGAGUUCUCCGCCUUCUUGGAGCAACCUCAAGACCCAGAGACUUUCAACAAGCACUUAUUUGUUCACAUCGGACAGUCCAACCCGACCUACAGCGACCCCUAUCUGGAGUCGGUGGACAUCAGGCAGAUCUAUGACAAAUUCCCUGAGAAGAAAGGGGGCCUCAAGGAGCUUUUCGACAAAGGGCCCCACAAUGCUUUCUUUCUUGUCAAGUUUUGGGCGGACCUGAGUGUAAACCUGCAAGACGACAGCAACUUCUUUUAUGGCGUGUCCAGCCAGUAUGAGAGCUCUGACAACAUGGUUAUCACCUCAUCCACCAAAGUGUGCUCCUUUGGCAAACAGGUUGUUGAGAAAGUGGAGACGGAGUACGCGCGCUUCGAGAACGGGCGCUACGUGUUCCGGAUCCACAGAUCCCCGUUGUGUGAAUACAUGAUCAACUUCAUUCACAAGCUGAAGCAUCUGCCGGAGAAGUACAUGAUGAACAGCGUACUGGAAAACUUCACCAUCCUACAGGUGGUGACUAACAGGGACACACUGGAGACCCUGCUGUGCAUAGCAUACGUCUUCGAGGUGUCCACCAGCGAGCACGGCGCACAGCACCAUAUUUACAGGCUGGUCAAAGACUGACACAGAGGCACUGGUGGGACUUGCCAGCUCUUUGUAGCACACCUGCGAGCAACGACACCAAAACCCUCAACUCCGUGAGCUGAAAUCUGUCGAGUCGGUCAGGAGUCCAGAGAAACACUGGCAGCGUCGAGCGUGUGCGAGAGCAAGAAGAGGGGCUGGACUGGGAGACGGAGAAGCAGAAGGAGGCUGGAUGUGAGAAGGAUGAAGGAGUAUACACUGUGGUUUCUGUACCAAAGGAGCCAACCACGGCCUUCGAAUCAUGCAUGUCAGAGUUAUCACUGCUGGUGUUUGUCGCAUUUUACUAGAGCUUGUUUUUGAAGUCCAUUUUUUUGUCAUGCAUGCAUGUUCAGGGUAUGUUUGCGACAGGAGAGAUCGGCUGCCUCAGACUGCCAUCUAGUGACUUACAUAAGUAUAAGCGAGUGGGGAGAAGUUACAAAUAAAUCAAUUUACAGAACAUGGAGGAUUCCUCUUUUGCACAUCCAUUGGAGUUCACUUCUGGUGCCAAUGUAUUUUUUUUUUUGUCAUUAAAGAGUUCAGUAAUUAUGUACAGCCCCAUAUUCAUCUGCUCAUCACAGAGCGGCUGAAAGGAUUUUAAAGAGAAAUUGUAUUCACAGUUUGAUGUUCACUGUUGUUUUGUCUUUUUGUCUUUGAUUGACAAGUAUCUGACUACAGACUGAGGCACAUAAUCUAACUGUUAACUUGAACCAGACAAAGCUUUUGUACGUUGACGGCAGAUGUUGUCUGUACUUACCGCCAAGCGUCCGAUAAGGAUUCAAGUGUAAUUCAGGAUCUUCUCAGGUCUGGAUGGCACAAAUAUCGUACAAAUGUUUCUCAAGCUCCUUCAAAAAUACAGCAGCCUGUCUUUUCAAUGGAAACAUGCCGUCAGACAGCUGCAGUUUCAGGUUCAGCUUUCAUGUGUGACUGUGUAUGGUUCUUCCACACACUAUGGAGGUUUUUGUUUGUUAAAUAAAUAAGUUGUUACAUUGCCAAAA